AUGCUGCGGGCGCUGAGGCGCUGCCUCCCGGGGCCCGUCCCGCUCCCGGGGCUAGGCCCCGGCUCCGGCCCCUCCCCGGGGCUCUGCCCCGCCUGGGGCCCGCGGGCGGUGCCGGCGCGGGGCCGCAAGACCCGGCACGACCCCCCCGCCAAGUCCAAGGCGGGCCGGGUGAAGCUGCCGCCGCCCGUGGACCCCGAGGAGCUGCUGGUGGUGCAGGAGCGGUACCGGCAGCACCGGCUGGUGCUCAGCGCCCUCCGGGCGGAGUUCAAGGCCGAGGUGCUGCAGAAGAAGCGGGAGGAGCGCCUGACCGCCGAGGGCUCGCCGGAGCAGCUGGAGGAGCACCGGCGGCUGAUGGCCUGGAACGAGGAGGAGAACGGGCGGCAGAGGGCCCGCAGAGAGGAGAGACGCAGGAGAGAAGAGGAGGAGCAGAAGAGGAGGAAAUCAGAGAUUGCAGAGAAACAGGCCAGGAAAAUGGAGGCUUUCCUGGAGGAGAAGGAGAAGGAGGUUCUCCAGCUGCAGGAGGAAGCCAAAAACUUCAUCACCCCCGAGAACCUGGAGGCUCGGAUCGAGGAGUGCCUGGACAGCCCCCGCAAUUACAACUUCGCCAUCGACAAGGACGGGCGCGUCGUCAGGCGCACGGUGCUCUCGUAGCAGCCCUGGCUCUGGUGUCCAGAGCCCCCAGAACACACAGAUCCUUCCUUGGAAUGUAUAAAUUGGCCUCAGAAGUGGUGGAGAAGGGCUCUGGCUGUGCUGCCUCCAAAGGGUUAACGCUGAGGGAAAG
Messenger RNA from Melozone crissalis (California towhee), 781 nucleotides. It is a transcript of the gene MRPS26, whose product is annotated as mitochondrial ribosomal protein S26. Lineage: Eukaryota; Metazoa; Chordata; Aves; Passeriformes; Passerellidae. The record is from RefSeq and is a predicted model, not a curated record. The transcript is spliced from 4 exons. Gene Ontology annotation, cellular component: mitochondrial small ribosomal subunit. Bases 1 to 651 code for a protein of 216 amino acids.